Lagenorhynchus albirostris (white-beaked dolphin) is the source of this 1167-nucleotide messenger RNA. It is a transcript of the gene SOCS1, whose product is annotated as suppressor of cytokine signaling 1. The record is from RefSeq and is a predicted model, not a curated record. Gene Ontology annotation, molecular function: 1-phosphatidylinositol-3-kinase regulator activity. NCBI's taxonomy places the organism in Eukaryota, Metazoa, Chordata, Mammalia, Artiodactyla, Delphinidae. Gene Ontology annotation, biological process: intracellular signal transduction; phosphatidylinositol phosphate biosynthetic process. The transcript is spliced from 2 exons. Gene Ontology annotation, cellular component: phosphatidylinositol 3-kinase complex. The coding region runs from base 153 to 797 and encodes 214 amino acids.
GCGGCCGUGGCAGCUGCACGGCUCCUGGCCCUGGAGCAUGCGCGAGAGCCGCCCCGGAGACCCCAGCCGCCCCGCUUGCGGCGCCCCGCGCCCCGCCGCCAGCGCACCCCCGGACGCUAUGGCCCACCCCUCCGGCCGGCCCCGCGUGUAGGAUGGUAGCACACAACCAGGUGGCAGCCGACAAUGCAAUCUCCACGGCAGCAGAGACCCGACGGCGGCCAGAGCCUUCCUCCUCCUCCUCUUCUUCCUCCUCCUCGCCCGCGGCCCCUGCGCGCCCGCGGCCCUGCCCGGCUGCUCCGGCUCCGACCCCGGGCGAGACGCACUUCCGCACGUUCCGCUCGCACGCCGACUACCGGCGCAUCACCCGGGCCAGCGCUCUCCUGGACGCCUGCGGCUUCUACUGGGGACCCCUGAGCGUGCACGGGGCGCACGAGCGGCUGCGCGCCGAGCCCGUGGGCACCUUUCUGGUGCGCGACAGCCGCCAGCGGAACUGCUUCUUUGCCCUCAGCGUGAAGAUGGCCUCGGGCCCCACGAGCAUCCGCGUGCACUUCCAGGCCGGCCGUUUCCACCUGGACGGCAGCCGCGAGAGCUUCGACUGCCUCUUCGAGCUGCUGGAGCACUACGUGGCGGCGCCGCCCCGCAUGCUGGGGGCCCCGCUGCGCCAGCGCCGUGUGCGGCCGCUUCAGGAGCUGUGCCGCCAGCGCAUUGUGGCCACCGUGGGCCGCGAGAACCUGGCGCGCAUCCCCCUCAACCCCGUCCUCCGGGACUACUUGAGCUCCUUCCCCUUCCAGAUCUGACCGGCCGCGCACGCAGCAUUAACUGGGGCGUCUUAUUAUUUUCUAUUAUUAUUAUCUCCCUGGAACCACGUGGGUGCCCUCCCCGCCUGGGUUGGAGGGAGAGGGUGUAGGGGGCGAGGCGCCUUCUACCCUGGGUUGGAGACAAGGCCGCAGACCCCUCCCCACCUCUUGUGGGGGUGCCCCCUCCCGGUGCUCCCUCUGGGUCCCCCUGGUUGUCGUAGCAGCUUAACUUAAUUGUAUCUGGGGCCAGGACCUGAACUCGUACCUCCUACCUCUUCAUGUUUACAUAUACCCAGUAUCUUUGCACAAACCAGGGGUUGGGGGAGGGUCUCUGGCUUUAUUUUUCUGCUGUGCAGAAUCCUAUUUUAUA